AUGACACUCGAAUCGCUGCUCCGCCCUGCUCUCCAUAAUAUUGAAGAGACGCUGGACAAGCAGGAUCUUGAGGGCUUCAUCAAAUGCUACUCGGAAACCGCCGCAAUUGUGGAUAUUACGGAAAAGAAGGUGCAUUCUGGAAGAGAUGAAAUUGGCGCCAUGUUCAAGGAAUGGUUAAAGUUUGGCAAGUGGACGGCUGAGACGACCAACGAGAAAUUUGGCGGCGGCGAGGAGCUGAUUCGCUACUCGGCCCACUUCACCCUAAAAUUUGAAGACGGCAAGCAAGUCAGCUUCAAUAUUUUGCAGUACUGGCGCAAGGCCGGCGAUAGCUACGAGGUCGAAAACGAGCACUUCAGCAUGGCUGGA
Mesorhabditis spiculigera is the source of this 366-nucleotide messenger RNA. NCBI's taxonomy places the organism in Eukaryota, Metazoa, Nematoda, Chromadorea, Rhabditida, Rhabditidae. The record is from the annotation of a GenBank genome assembly.